CGGCUUGGUUCAUUAGUGCGAGAAUCCAGUAAGAAGGGGCAUGUAAGACAGACAGAGUUACACAGUGGCCAGGGAAGGACCUUCCAAUUCCGCUCACGACCUCAUCCUUGUUGUCGGAGGUGUUUUAGUUCCUAUAGUGACUUGGACACAAGGAAAAGUGUAUAUCUCCACAGAGGUGUCAAUGUUGCUCUUUUGAAGGAUAUUACAACUGUACUGGAAUCGGAGCAUCUUUAGCGGGAGUGAAAUUAAGCCACCGGUCUUUUUUGCACUAGCGAAACAGUCCUUUCUAUCAGCUGCGAGAGGGCGACAGUCCGUCGGACUUACGCGAGUUACAGGCGAAGUUAUUUCAGAAUAUUACAGUUUCAUCUGGCUCUUUGGAUGCACCGAUGAGAGAUCCAGUUUUUUCAGCGAACGCUAUGGCUUAUCACCCUUUUCACGCGCACAGGCCGGUCGACUUCCCUAUGUCAGCUUUCCUUGCUGCGGCUCAACCCUCCUUCUACCCAGCUCUCACUUUGCCGCCGGGUCUGAGUAAACCGCUGGCGGAUCAUGCGCUCUCCAGCGCGGCAGAGGCUGGAUUGCACGCGGCGCUGGGUCAUCACCACCAAGCGGCUCAUCUCCGCUCCUUCAAAAACAUAGAGCCUGAAGAGGAUGUUGAAGACGAUCCUAAAGUAACAUUAGAGGCUAAAGAGCUUUGGGAUCAAUUCCACAAAAUUGGAACCGAAAUGGUCAUCACAAAAUCGGGAAGGAGAAUGUUUCCUCCUUUUAAAGUGCGCGUGAACGGCCUGGACAAAAAAGCAAAAUAUAUACUUUUGAUGGAUAUUGUUGCAGCAGACGACUGUCGAUACAAAUUUCACAACUCUCGAUGGAUCGUUGCAGGAAAGGCCGAUCCGGAGAUGCCCAAACGAAUGUACAUUCACCCGGAUAGCCCUGCCACGGGUGAACAGUGGAUGGCAAAGCCUGUUGCGUUCAAUAAACUCAAACUGACUAACAAUAUUUCGGAUAAACAUGGCUUUACCAUUCUGAAUUCAAUGCACAAGUACCAGCCGAGGUUUCAUAUCGUUCGAGCCAACGAUAUUCUGAAACUCCCAUACAGCACGUUCAGGACAUAUGUAUUUCCUGAAACGGAUUUUAUAGCCGUCACCGCAUAUCAGAAUGACAAGAUCACACAACUGAAAAUCGAUCAUAAUCCAUUCGCAAAAGGAUUUAGAGAUACGGGAAAUGGAAGAAGAGAAAAAAGAAAACAACUGGGUCUGCCGUCAAUGCGCAUGUAUGAUGAUCAAGGCAAAGUGGAUAGAGAUGGAGGAGAUUCAGACGACUCAUCUUGCGAACAAACUACAAUGAGGGAUUCAGUUCACUCGCCAAAUGGACCAGUAACAAGUCCUCUUAAAUUCAACAUAUCCAGAGGUGACUGCAAUGAAAGUGACCAUGAACUUGAAGAACAUGAUGACAGGUCGAUCAGAGUUAGUAGUCCAGGCCAGGGACCGCCAUCACCAUUGAGCCCACAUUGUGAAGAUAGAGUCAAGGACAAAUCACACCUACAAAAAAAGGGCGAAUACUUGGAUUCAAGGAAGGAAAAUGACUCAAAUUUCAGUAUCAGAAACCUGGAGAAGGACAAGUUGGAUGGAAGAACUUUGAAAGAAUCAGAUACCUCAAAAAAAGAUGGUGACUGUGUGGGCCUUCGAACAGUCAAAGAAGGGUUGUCACCUCUGAUGGUUCAAACAGAGAGCCCAUCACAUUUUAGUGCAAGUCACUUGCAAAGUCUAGCCCUCUCUGGUUUACACAAUCAACAUUUCUUUAACCCACUGAGCACGGGACAACCAUUCUUAUUUCACCCUGGGCAGUUUGCUAUGGCUCCUAGUGCAUUCUCAACUAUGGGCAUGGGACACUUGUUAGCUUCUAUGUCUGGAGUAAGUGGACUAGAGAAUGGCAGCCUCUCCUCUCAAAGUACCAGUUCACCCUACCCUUUCCCAUUCCAAUUGUCGCAACAUAUGCUUGCAUCUCAGGGCAUCUCCAUGCCACCAUUCGGGGGACUGCUAUCCUAUCCGUACACAUACAUGGCGGCUGCAGCUGCAGCAGCUUCCGCUCUCCCUGCCGGCAGUGCCGCGUCCUCCCUUGGUCGGAACCCCUUUCUUAGCAGCACGCGGCCAAGGUUGCGAUUCAGCCCCUAUCAGAUACCAGUAUCUGUUCCCCAGAGCCCGGGCUUGCUAAUCACCGGUUUACCAAAUACUCUGAAUGCGGAGUCAGAGUCAUCAAAACCAGGCAGCAGAGAGGGCAGUCCCAUAUCUGAGCACCAAAGCCAUAAAACUGGAAGCUGCCACAAUUCAGGAUCUCCAAAAUCAUCAGUAAAGGAUUCCAUUAACGAACUGCAGAAUAUACAAAGAUUAGUUAGUGGAUUGGAGAAACGCAGAGACAUGUCCCCAAGUGACGAUUCACCAAAGUGACCACGAUGCUAUAACACACAUCUUGACUAUUGGCAAAUGAUGGCUCAGACAUUGCGACAUCCCUUUUCAAGUGUAUCACAGUCUGGAUUUCGUGGGAAACUGUUACAUUUACGGAUUUCCUAAUGCUGACUGUCAAACGUGUUUAAUUUUGGCAACGAAUUUAUGGACAGAAUUUACGUUAUCUCGUUUAUGGAUUAUUCACCAUAUGCUCACCCACCGUUUCAUGUAUCCACGCAAUUUUUAGGCCUACACCUUUCGGCUUAUAUUUCUCAACUGACUAUUAAUUAUAUCUCUGACAACAUCUGAGGAUGGUGGACGUUUAAGCAACUGGGACAUUGUUUUCUAAUUAUUUAUAAUAAAAGUAAAACACGUUUUGUAAAUACCGUAAAUGGAUUAAAGGAGACUGAUUUUAAUUUAUUUAAAACUGUAUAUUUGUAUGUAAAUACUAUUAGGUCUUAAUUUGUUACAUUUAUAUAUGUAUAUAUAUAUAUAUAUUUCCCCCCCCCAUUUACAAAUAUGAAUAUUAUCAAUAGCGCUUGAUAGCAGAAACCGAAAGUGUCUGGAUGUUUGUGAUAUCCAGAUACGUGAAGGACAUGCCACUGUAAAUCAAAAUAUCCGAUGAUAGGUACAUUUCAAAUUUCAUUUCCUGAUAAUUACACAGCGGUCCAUAGGCAGGGAAAACUCAGGUUUCUUUCUAAUCUUGCAUUGAUAAAGUUAGGCUGCAUUUUCUCUUAUAGGAGAGCUAUCUAUUUAAACAUAUUGGUGCUGGAUUUUCGGGUAAUUUUUUUUUGCAUUCUGUCAAUUUAAAUAAAACGAAGGUUGUCAUUAUGUCGUUUGUACUUCUAACCUAUAUAUAAAUGGACUGUCAGUAGAAA
Triplophysa rosa is the source of this 3316-nucleotide messenger RNA. RefSeq names its product T-box transcription factor 2a (gene tbx2a). Gene Ontology annotation, cellular component: nucleus. Gene Ontology annotation, molecular function: RNA polymerase II cis-regulatory region sequence-specific DNA binding; DNA-binding transcription factor activity, RNA polymerase II-specific. The coding region runs from base 387 to 2441 and encodes 684 amino acids. The transcript is spliced from 7 exons. Gene Ontology annotation, biological process: regulation of transcription by RNA polymerase II; cell fate specification; positive regulation of DNA-templated transcription. NCBI's taxonomy places the organism in Eukaryota, Metazoa, Chordata, Actinopteri, Cypriniformes, Nemacheilidae. The record is from RefSeq and is a predicted model, not a curated record.